AUGGUACUGGUCGGUUUCGCGCAACCCACUCCACACUUGAGCACAUUUCUUGGUUUGGUACUUUAUCCCAAACCCUCCUCCCCCUCAUCUCAUCCCAAACCCUCCUCCCCCUCAUCUCAUCCCAACCCCUCCUCCCCCUCAUCUCAUCCCAAACCCUCCUCCCCCUCAUCUCAUCCCAACCCCUCCUCCCCCUCAUCUCAUCCCAAACCCUCCUCCCCCUCAUCUCAUCCCAACCCCUCCUCCCCCUCAUCUCAUCCCAAACCCUCCUCCCCCUCAUCUCAUCCCAACCCCUCCUCCCCCUCAUCUCAUCCCAAACCCUCCUCCCCCUCAUCUCAUCCCAACCCCUCCUCCCCCUCAUCUCAUCCCAAACCCUCCUCCCCCUCAUCUCAUCCCAAACCCUCCUCCCCCUCAUCUCAUCCCAACCCCUCCUCCCCCUCAUCUCAUCCCAAACCCUCCUCCCCCUCAUCUCAUCCCAACCCCUCCUCCCCCUCAUCUCAUCCCAAACCCUCCUCCCCCUCAUCUCAUCCCAACCCCUCCUCCCCCUCAUCUCAUCCCAAACCCUCCUCCCCCUCAUCUCAUCCCAACCCCUCCUCCCCCUCAUCUCAUCCCAAACCCUCCUCCCCCUCAUCUCAUCCCAACCCCUCCUCCCCCUCAUCUCAUCCCAAACCCUCCUCCCCCUCAUCUCAUCCCAACCCCUCCUCCCCCUCAUCUCAUCCCAAACCCUCCUCCCCCUCAUCUCAUCCCAACCCCUCCUCCCCUUCAUCUCAUCCCAAACCCUCCUCCCCCUCAUCUCAUCCCAACCCCUCCUUCCCGUCAUACUUCCCCAAACCUUCCUCCCCUUCCUCACCCCUGAAAUUCUUCUCCCCCUCAUCUCCCCCCAUCCCUCCCCCCCCCCCCCCCUCUCGCCCCGUCUCAAGGGCUGGAGGGGCCAACGGGGGAGGCUACCUGUUGAACAACUACGAGCCGUUCGCCAUCACAGUGGGGGCCAUCCUCCUCUGCGGUAUCCUCAACUCCUUCUCCAUCAAGUUCAUUGGUCGCCUGGCUGUCAUCAGCGCUGUUUAUCAGAUGGGACUGGCCAUAGUCAUUAUGAUUAUGCUGCCUGCAGUAGCGCCAGCACACCAGACGCCAUCCUUCAUCUUCACCCACUACCAUGUGCAGCUGGACGUGUCUCUGCUGCCCAGUGUGCUAUCACAAUACUCUCUCUACGCAUACGACACGGUGGCCCACAUGGUAGAGGAGACCAAGCGCUCUGACCGCACGUCCCCAGCCAGCAUGGUGCUCUGCCUCUCCGCUGUCAGCCUGCUCGCGUGGGGGCUGCUCUUGGCCUUCACCUUCUGCAUUCAGGGCGACGAGAAUCUUACCAGCCCGGGCAGUGUUACCGGAGGGCAGCAGAUCCUCGUCACCAUCAUCUGGGAGGUUUUUGUUGCUCGCUUUGGCAACGGCACAGGGGCAGUCGUUGUGCUCUCACUCAUCUACGUCCCCUUUGGCAACGGCACAGGGGCAGUCGUUGUGCUCUCUCUCAUCUACGUCCCCUUCCUCUUCCAUCCUCCCAUGCACCCCCCCUCUUGCUACCGUGUGUUCCUUUCCCCUCUUGUGCCUGUCUCCUGCAACAGAUUUGGCAAUGGCACAGGGGCGGUGGUGGUGCUCUCACUCAUCUACGUCGCUUUCCUCUUUGGUGCCUACGCCAUAUCGCGGGACAAGGGUCUGCCAUUCGCGUUCAUCUGGCGGCGGGUGAACCGAGACAAGACGCCCAUCUACUCCGUCUGGCUGUGCUGCGGAGUCGCCAUCCUCUUCUCCCUGCCUCUCCUCAAGGACUCCUUUCUCUUCUCAGCCAUCACCUCCCUCGCCACCGUCGCCUGGGUGGGGGGCUAUGCUGUACCCAUCUUCUUCCGCUUGAUUCAAAGGGAGGAGGACUUUGAACCCGGCCCCUUCUACCUCUCCAAAUACGUCGGCGUCUGGGGCAGGUGA
Closterium sp. Naga37s-1 is the source of this 1968-nucleotide messenger RNA. The record is from the annotation of a GenBank genome assembly. NCBI's taxonomy places the organism in Eukaryota, Viridiplantae, Streptophyta, Zygnematophyceae, Desmidiales, Closteriaceae.